AUGGCAAGUCGGGCUUCGAAGGCACGAAUCUUAUACAAAACUAUCUUAAGACUGCACCGUGGUCUGCCAGCCGAAUUGAAGGAGUUCGGAGACCGGUACGUUAGGGACGAAUUCAAAAGACACAAAACAGCCGAAUCUCAAUUCGUACCGACAUUUUUCAAAGAGUGGACGAGAUAUGCCAACACCCUAUCAAAACAGAUAGGGAAAUCAGCAGCCAAUGAGAAGCUGGGCCUGGGGUUCAGCGAAGAAGAACUGAACAAAUUGAAUGAAGAACAGGUAGGCCAGUUGUUUGAACUUUACCAAGAAACACAGAGAGUCCAAGGAAAAGAUGUCCCAGAAAUUUCAACAAUAAAGUCACAAUUGAAAGAAGAGACUAACAAUAAUAAUAAAAUAAAAUGA
Molecule: messenger RNA, 399 nt
Organism: Helobdella robusta
Lineage: Eukaryota; Metazoa; Annelida; Clitellata; Rhynchobdellida; Glossiphoniidae
Exons: 2
Coding region: 1-399 (132 amino acids)
Biological process (GO): succinate metabolic process; mitochondrial respiratory chain complex II assembly
Cellular component (GO): mitochondrion; mitochondrial intermembrane space
Source: RefSeq, a predicted model, not a curated record